AUGAUGAAAAUAUGGUCCAUGAAGAAACAGCAACAGCAAGAUGAGGCUGCGGCUGCUGCGUCAAGCAAGAAGAAAAAGGUCACUCCAGCCCAACUGCGCACACAAAAAGAUCUCGAAGAGCUGUCUCUGGGCACGACGAUGAAGACGCACUUUCCCAACCCUGACGAUAUCCUCAACUUUGAACUCACAAUCGACCCCGACGAGGGCAUGUACAAGGGUGGCCGCUUCAAAUUUGACUUCAAGAUCAACCAAAACUUCCCACACGACCCGCCCAAAGUCAAGUGCACACAAAAGAUCUACCACCCCAACAUUGAUCUUGAGGGCAACGUGUGCCUGAACAUUCUGCGAGAAGACUGGAAACCAGUAUUGAACCUGAAUGCGGUUGUUGUUGGCUUACAGUUUCUCUUCCUCGAACCAAACGCUUCGGAUCCAUUGAACAAGGAGGCUGCAGAAGACCUCAAGGCGAACCGAGAAGGCUUCAAGCGCAACGUGCGCGCGUCGCUAGGUGGUGGGACAGUCAAGGGACAGAGCUUCGACCGCGUACUCAAAUGA
Molecule: messenger RNA, 552 nt
Organism: Bipolaris oryzae ATCC 44560
Lineage: Eukaryota; Fungi; Ascomycota; Dothideomycetes; Pleosporales; Pleosporaceae
Exons: 4
Coding region: 1-552 (183 amino acids)
Source: RefSeq, a predicted model, not a curated record